This is a messenger RNA of Triticum turgidum subsp. durum (durum wheat), 528 nucleotides long. NCBI's taxonomy places the organism in Eukaryota, Viridiplantae, Streptophyta, Magnoliopsida, Poales, Poaceae. The record is from the annotation of a GenBank genome assembly.
AUGCCCGACGUGAUUGCCCGCAUAGGCGACGGCGUCCAGGAGGUGAUCAACCUCGGUGCCAAGACGGUCCUUGUCCCGGGGAACUUCCCCAUCGGGUGUGUGCCGGCGUACCUGAGUGGUAACAAGAGCAACAAGUCGGCGGACUACGAUCAGUACCACUGCCUCAAGCAGUUCAACAAGUUCUCCCAAAUGCAUAAUCAGUUGCUGAAGCAGGAAGUCAGCAAGCUCAAGUCGCUCAACGCCGACGUGAAGAUCAUCUACGCCGACUACUAUGGUGCUUUCAUGGAGUUCGUCAAGAAUCCCAGUAGGUAUGGCAUUGACGACCCUCUGGUGGCGUGCUGUGGUGGCAAUGGCCCCUACGGCACCGGCCAUACAUGCAACCAGACCACAAAGCUUUGCCCCGACCCGUCCAGGUUCGCCAGCUGGGACCAAGUCCACAUGACAGAGAAGGCGUACAGCGUCAUCGCCAAUGGGGUGCUCAACGGCCCGUACGCCGACACACCGUUGCUAGCGCUCCACGUUUGCUAG